AUGCAUAUGCGAAGAUCGUACCGCAAGAACAGGGACGAGGAUGUCUGGGCACUGGUAGCAGCGACACCCAGCAGCGACACCCAGCAGCGACACCCAGCAGCGACACCCAGCAGCGACACCCAGCAGCGACACCCAGCAGCGACACCCAACAGCGACACCCAGCAGCGACACCCAGCAGCGACACCCAGCAGCGACACCCAGCAGCGACACCCAGCAGCGACACCCAGCAGCGACACCCAGCAGCGACACCCAGCAGCGACACCCAGCAGCGACACCCAGCAGCGACACCCAGAAGCGACACCCAGCAGCGACACCCAGCAGCGACACCCAGCAGGGACACCCAGCAGCGACACCCAGCAGCGACACCCAGCAGCAACACCCAGCAGCGACACCCAGCAGCAACACCCAGCAGUGACACCCAGCAGCAACACCUAG
Closterium sp. Naga37s-1 is the source of this 435-nucleotide messenger RNA. The record is from the annotation of a GenBank genome assembly. NCBI's taxonomy places the organism in Eukaryota, Viridiplantae, Streptophyta, Zygnematophyceae, Desmidiales, Closteriaceae.